GGUGCCUUCUGUAUUUUUGAUAUUAUAUUCGUUAACUUAAGUGAUAAAAAUGACUGAAGAAGAGGAGAUACGUGGAACUUCGGGUGACGUAAAUAUGAUAGCGGGACAUAAGGACUCUUCAUCGUCGGGAACGUCAAAAACGCUGCAAUUUGCAGAGAAGCAGAAGUUGAUACAAGAGUCUUCGUGGACGAAGACUGUCCCGUACAAACACUGGCAUAGCUAUAUAAAGCCUACCGACAGUAUAGGUAGUCUCUUUACACCCGACGUACACAUGUAUCGAAUCAGAACUCUGACCAAACGUGAUGUCAAGCCUGCACGAUGGCAUCCUUUUGCCGAUGGAGCCCUUGUAAAUCCACCUCGCAAUCUCGUCGAAAGGCAUAAUGAGGAACUUAAACGAAGAAUCGCAGCUAUGGAGGAGAAGAAACGCGAUUCUUUGCCGGAAAAUAUAGUGAGUCUGAAAGAUUUAGCGGACGACACGUGGUUGCGGAAAAAAAGUCGGAAAGCGAGAAUCUUGAUGAAAAAAGAAUUAUCCAUACGCAAGGAAAAGAUAACGACGCAAAAGCCCGAUCGAGAGACGGAGCGUUAUGUCGAGGCAGAAAUUCCGAAAUCUGUAGAUGAACAAUUAGCCGAAUUAAGAGCGAUAGUUGAUAAGGGACGAUUAAUGAAACUUGAGGAUGUUGCUAAAAUAGUUUAUCUUAGAGAUCAUUGUGUAAGCGAUCAUCACAUACAAUCGUACGAUUACGUUAAUAUUGAAGCAGCGAAGAAGCGUAUUAUCGGUAAAUUACAAGAACGUGAGGACUUUGACAUUAUAAUCAAAGGUUUGGAGCCGGAAAUAAUUGAUGACUAUAAGCGAAGCAUUCGCAGCGCGAUUGUGGAUUAUAUUCUGAUGGAUUCCAAUGAACGAAAACGUUUGUCUAUCGAAACGUUUCCUAGCGAAUUCCCUAUUUUAUGCGUUUGCGCGCCAGUGCCUUGGCAUCAAUCCAAAAUCACGGCAAAUCAUAUGAUGCGACACAAUCUGUUUAUCGGGAAUGAAAUAUUAAGAGAUAUCCGAGAUCUAUGGUUUACAAAGUAUUGUCAAAUAAGAAUAAUUCAUAUGCAAGAUUUUGGCGAGUUUCCCGUUCCUGCCGCGGAAAUUGAACCAAAAUUCGACGCCCUGUGUGUUGCCGCCACCGAUGUUCUCGUUAAAGAAUGGCUAGCCGAUGUGGCGGAAAUCUUUCUCGAGAAGAAACCCUACUGGUCGCAGUACUUCGAAAUGCAGCCUGAAGCAUCCACCGCGUUGAUCGAGAAAUACUUUCGCAGCGUCAAUUCUUUAUUGUCGAAGCAAUUGCGAAUCAUAAUAAUGAAGACGCUAGAAGACGUGAGGGAUUUCUUCAUGCGUUACGAAGCUGGCAACGCGUUCGAAGAAGAUUACAAGGAUCUUAUGUUUCUCGAAACUCCUUUCAUAACAGUGAAAGUAGAACCGGAACUCAAUACGACGAGAUUGCACUGCAGACCGAGCAUUUUAAAGUUGCACACUAUGAUCUCGCGAUGUUUUGACAAGAUCAUCACGGUGGGCGCAACGAUACCUAAAAUCGAAACCAUUCUGUUUCCGGAAUUGAAGGAUACAGGUCAUUUAUUUUCUAUCUUGCGAUUCGAAGACAAGGUACUGAGCGUCAUCAGCGAUGUCUUGGACGUGGUUAUUAAGCAUAUAACUGGUCCCAAUAAUUAUCUCAAGUGCUAUCAGAAUUUGCUGUAUAUUACGAGCGGGGUAGCCGAGAAAAAAUUAGACAAUUUCUUCAAGCUCGAGCCGGUACCAUUGUUGCGAGAAUUUGAGCAACAAAUAAAGGCGUACGACGCUUUGCGUAAAGAGAUUUGUAUGUUUCGAUGUAAAAUCCCGUUGAAUAUGAUCGAGAUUGAUUGCAGUACCGUGAACGAUACAAUGAAAGAAAUUCUGCAUACACUUCGAAAUAGAAUAUGCGAUUAUUUUGCGGACGAGCUACGUGCCAACAAUCAUGAGUUGUGCUCAAUUUUUGAUGAAAUAGCGGAGAACAUCUCGAAAAUGCCGGAAACGACGCAGCAGGUUGUGGAGCUGUACAACUAUUUGUGCGAGAGCCGCGAUACGACGAUGUUCAACCUGCGAAGACGAUUAGCUCGUUCGGUCGAAUUGAUAUUGUUCCUGUUUGAUCAUCAGCCGCUUUCGGACGAGGACAUCCAUUUGAAUUCACGCACUAUCACCUGGCCGAAGGAAAUGGAGGUCGUGAUGGAAUUAGCGAGUAAUAGAUUGAACAUGAGAAAGGAUUUCCUGGAGACGGUACUUCGUACGAGACGAGACGCCUUCGAGAAGAAAAUAAUUACGAUACAACUGGCAAUCGAGCAAUUCAAACGAAAAGAUCCGCCAGUUCUCACGAUGGAAGAAAUGGAACAGGCUGUGGAAGAAAUUGAACAAAUUUCCACAACCAUGGCGGAGAUUCGUAAGGAGGCCGAAGAGAUCAACGAGGAGGAGGGACUGCUGGACAUGGAUCUGAGCCCACAUAUGGAACUUCCGACUAUGUCGAGCACGAUAGACACUUUUGAUAAACUCUGGCAUACCGCUUUGGACUUCCAUCGGAAUUACGACAAAUGGUUUUACGGUCCAUUUGUGGGUCUGGACGCUGACCAAGUGCGCGAUGAAACCGAAGACACAUGGCGAACCUUAUAUAAGAUGUCACGCAUGUUGACGGAGGUACCAGGCGCGAGACGCGUCGCUGAGAUGGUGCGUGGCAAGGUGGAGAAGUUCCGGCAGUUUAUUCCAGUAUUGCAGACCAUCUGUACACCGGGUCUGCAGGUGCGACAUUGGGAGGCAAUCAGCAAGAUUGUCGACGUGAAGAUAGUACUGACGGACACUAGUAAUCUAUCGGAAAUGAUCGAGUACGGUCUACCCGCUUACAUCGCCAAGCUGGAAGAAAUAGCUACAGCAGCCACGAAGGAAUACACUUUGCAGCGGAAUCUGCGGAAGAUGAAGGAGGAGUGGCAGGAGGUGUACUUCGAAUUGACUCCUUAUCGAGAGACUGGAGUACAUAUAUUAUCCGCCGUGGACGAUAUACAGAUGUUGCUGGAUGAUCACAUUCUUAAAGCGCAAACCAUGCGCGGUUCGCCCUUCGUGAAAGCAUUCGAAGAGGAGAUGCAACUGUGGGAGGAAAAGUUGAUAAUGAUGCAAGACAUCAUCGAUCAGUGGCUGCUCUGUCAGGCUACUUGGAUGUAUCUGGAACCGAUAUUUAGCAGCGAGGACAUCAUGCGUCAGAUGCCUAUCGAGUCGAAAAACUUUCGUAGAAUCGACAAGAUCUGGCGCAAUAUUAUGUUGUACGUCUUCGAUAACAGACGGGUGAUCGACGCCACUGCGAUGCCGAAUAUGUUGCAGGAAUUCAAGCUCUGUAAUUCGCUUCUCGAAGAGAUUCAGAAGGGUCUCAACGAUUAUUUGGAGAAGAAGCGUUUGUUCUUCCCGCGAUUCUUUUUUCUGUCGAAUGACGAACUUUUAGAGAUUCUAUCCGAGACUAAGGAGCCACAACGAGUGCAGCCGCAUCUACGGAAGUGCUUCGAGGGUAUCAGUAAGCUUCGUUUCACCAAGGAAGAAGAGAUCAUUGGCAUGCUAUCAGCCGAGGAAGAGUAUGUGCCUUUUAGCGGCAAGAUUUAUCCGGCCGAUGCGAAGGGUAUGGUCGAGAGGUGGUUAUGCCAAGUGGAAGAGCUCAUGACGAUAUCGUUACGUGACAUUGCCGAGGAAAGUAUAAUAUCAUAUUUCGAUUCUCUGCGUGAAGAGUGGGUGCUCUUGUGGCCUGGUCAAAUUGUCAUUUGCAGCAGCCAGAUACAUUGGACCAGCGAGGUGUAUGAAUCCUUCGAGGAUCAUUCUCUAGCGUCCUACUUGCACAAGUGCUCUGAUCAAAUAGAGGACAUCGUAGCGCUUGUACGCGGCAAAUUAGAACCUGGUGCUAGAAUAACGCUGAACGCGCUGAUAGUGAUAGACGUGCAUGCUCGGGAUGUGGUAAAGCUGCUGAUUGAUAAGCAAGUCGACAAUCCCUCAGACUUCAACUGGAUAUCGCAGCUUCGCUAUUACUGGUUGGACGACUGCAUCACCGUCUCCAUGGUCACGACUAAUAUAAUGUACGCCUUUGAGUAUCUUGGCAACACACCCAGACUGGUGAUAACGCCGUUGACGGAUCGAUGCUAUAGAACCUUGAUGGGCGCGCUAAAAUUGAACUUAGGUGGUUCCCCGGAGGGUCCGGCAGGCACCGGCAAAACGGAAACGGCCAAAGAUCUUGCGAAGGCUGUGGCUAAGCAGUGUGUGGUGUUCAACUGUUCUGAAGGACUUGAUUACAAAGCAAUGGGCAAGUUCUUCAAAGGUCUUGCACAAUCGGGAGCCUGGGCAUGCUUCGAUGAAUUCAAUAGGAUCGAAUUGGAGGUGUUAUCCGUGAUCGCGCAGCAGAUACUGUCGAUACAGAUGGCUAUAAGCAUGAAGCUUGACAAAUUUAUGUUUGAAGGCACCGAGUUAAAGUUGAAUCCCACCUGCAACGUUAUCAUAACUAUGAAUCCGGGCUAUGCCGGCCGGCAGGAAUUACCAGACAAUCUGAAGGUGCUGUUCCGAACAGUAGCGAUGAUGGUGCCGGACUAUGCCAUGAUCGGUGAAAUCACACUCUAUUCUUACGGCUUCACAAACGCUAAGACUCUCGCAGAGAAAAUAGUUCACACCUACAAACUGUGUUCCGAACAAUUGAGUUCUCAAAAUCACUAUGAUUACGGAAUGCGAGCAGUAAAGACUGUGCUGAUAGCGGCCGGCAAUUUAAAACUCAAAUAUCCGAAGCGCAACGAGUACAUCCUGGUCCUCCGUGCCAUCGUGGACGUUAAUCUACCCAAAUUCUUGUCUCAGGACGUUUCUCUCUUCAACGGUAUCUACACAGAUCUCUUUCCGGACGUGCAGCUACCUCAACCGGAACGUGGCGAAUUGGUGGAGUUGCUGAAGAAAAAUCUAGAAAAGCGAAAUCUUCAGGCUACCGACUGGUAUUUAGAGAAGAUUGUGCAGAUCUACGAAAUGUUGCUCGUACGACACGGUCUGAUGAUCGUCGGCGAAGCCUUGGGCGGGAAAACUCAGGCCUAUCAGGUGCUGGCCGAUUCUUUGGGCGAUUUAUCAGGCACACGAAAAGCCACGAUGCGGGAAUACCGUACGGUCUUUAGGGUGAUCAAUCCCAAGGCCAUCCCGCUGAAUCAACUGUACGGUAGCUUUGAUCCGGUGUCACACGAGUGGAGCGACGGCGUAUUAGCCAACACGUUUCGCGAGUACGCGCAGUCUAUCGCGAUCGAGCGUAAAUGGAUCGUCUUCGAUGGUCCAGUGGACGCGAUUUGGAUCGAAAGCAUGAACACCGUGCUGGACGAUAACAAGAAGCUCUGUUUGAUGUCCGGUGAGAUCAUACAAAUGUCUGGCAAGAUGAAUAUGUUUUUUGAGCCGGCCGACCUCGAGCAUGCCUCGCCUGCUACUGUCAGCAGAUGCGGCAUGAUCUAUAUGGAACCUUCUCAAUUGGGCUGGCAAGCAAUCUUUGAAUCUUAUAAAAAACAUCUCAAGGAGAAAUUGUUGUUCGAACAAUACGAACUUGUUAUCGAAUUGAUCGAAUGGCUGACCGUGCCGAUAUUGCAUUUUAUUCACUAUAAUUGUAAGACUUUUAUAGACACAUCGGAGAUACAUAUGUUUAUAUCUUUCACAAGAGUAUUCAGCAUGAUGUUGGCAGAGGAAACGCAAGUAAGCACAGUGUGGCUUCAAUGCGUAUUAUUAUUCAGCUUAGUUUGGGGUAUUUGCCCAACAUUAACGAGUGACAGCCGAAAAACCUUCGACGUGUACUUACGAAAAUUAUUACUCGGUAAUAUUGAAGAGUAUCCUAAGCCGAAGAUGUUCAAAUUGACGAAGCAACAAAUCUUUCCCGACAAAGGUACGGUGUAUGAUUGGAUUUACGAUAAGAGAAAUAAUGGAUGUUGGAUAUCUUGGAUGGAUACAAUGCAACAGGCGCCUUUACCAGCAACUGCGAAAGUCAGUGAGCUAAUCAUCCAGACGACGGAGACGUCCAUUCAGCAUUUCUUCAUUAAACAAUUUUUGCACCGAUCGGUACCGCUUUUGUUUGUGGGUCCGACGGGCACCGGCAAGUCUGCGAUUAUACUGAACUAUCUUGUAUCACUGCCACGCGAGAAAUACCUGGAGAAUGUUAUAAAUUUUAGCGCGCGUACGAACGCGCCGCAAACGCAGGAGAUAGUGAUGUCGAAAUUGGACAGGAGGAGGAAAGGAGUUUACGGUCCUGCUAUGGGGAAGAAGUGCGUAUUAUUCGUAGACGAUCUCAGCAUGCCACAGGUGGAAAUCUACGGCGCACAACCGCCGAUAGAGUUACUUCGUCAAUGGAUAGAUCAUGGGUAUUGGUUUGAUCCGAAGGAUACCUCGAUGCUGUAUCUGGUGGAUAUCUUGCUGAUCACUGCUAUGGUACCACCCGGAGGUGGUUCUAAUGUCGUAACGUCGCGAUUCACUCGUCACAUGCAUGUGAUUGGUAUUGAUUCUUUCGAGGAGGCCACUAUGACGAAGAUCUUCUCGUCGAUUCUUGAUUGGCAUUUUGCCAAGGGUUUUGUCCCGGAGGUUUCACGAUUGAGUAAGAUGGUAGUGAAUGCUACUAUGAAAGUGUUUCUCGAGGCCGUUAAGAAUUUCUUACCAACGCCAUCGAGAAGUCAUUACAAAUUCAACUUACGUGACUUUAAUCGAAUUAUCGGUGGCGUACUUCUGGUACCGGCCACUAGAAUGAAAGAUCCGGACAAGCUUAUAAGAUUAUGGAUUCACGAAGUAUACCGAGUUUUCCAUGACAGACUGAUAGACGACACCGAUCGUGAGACAUUGUUCAGGAUAGUACGGCACACAUGCUACGAUCAGCUGCGCCAGCCGCUGGAGAAGGUACUCACCAAUUUGCUGAAGCCAGAUGAAAAAGCAAUCAGGAGUUCUCACAUUUGCGACCUCUUCUUUGGAAGUUACCUUGAGCCUGACGCUGACCCGAAGGUAUAUGACGAAGUAACAGAUUUGGACGAUCUUCAAGAGAAAAUGGAUUAUUAUUUGGCCGAGUAUAACGCAGUUUCACAGACGCCAAUGAAUCUGGUGCUGUUUCGAUAUGCCAUCGAGCACGUAUCUCGCGUUUCUCGAGUAUUGUUGCAGGAUAACGGUCACGCCCUGCUUGUUGGAGUGGGUGGUUCUGGUCGCAACUCUUGUGCCAAACUGGCGACCAGCAUGUGUGAAUAUCAGAUAUAUCAGAUUGAGAUUACCAGGACCUACGGACCGACUGAGUGGCGAGAGGACCUGAAGCAGUUACUGUUGCGAGUCGGCUGUGGUGGCAAGCCUACUGUUUUCAUCUUCGGCGAUCAUCAGAUCAAAGACGAAUCUUUCAUCGAGGACAUUAAUAUGAUAUUGAACACUGCGGACGUGCCCAACUUGUAUGCAGUGGAUGAAAAAGCGGAGAUACUAGACAAGAUGAUGAGCGUCGCACGAGAAGUAGGCGGCGGCAAGAAAGCGGAAAUGACACCGAUGGUGCUGUACAAUCUCUUCAUAGAAAGGAUUAAAAAGAACCUUCACAUAGUCUUGACAAUGUCGCCAAUAGGCGAUACUUUUCGGAAUCGUCUCAGGAUGUUCCCAUCGCUCAUCAACUGUUGCACCAUUGACUGGUUUACACUCUGGCCCGAAGAUGCCCUUGAAAAAGUAGCGAGAAUGUCGCUGAGGGAUCUUGACAUCGGUUCAGAAUUGCGAGAGAAAUGCGUGCAGAUGUGUAAACAGUACCACACCAGUGUCUCUAUAGCAAGCGAAGAUUAUUAUUCGGCUUAUGGUAGACGAUAUUACGUCACGCCCACGAGUUUCCUGCAAUUGAUCAAGUCAUUGUACAGAUUGUAUGGACAGAAAAUCGAGCAGAUCACCAUGCAGCAGAAUCGUUACGAAACUGGUCUAGAGAAGCUGGACUUCGCCGCCGGCCAAGUGUCGAUCAUGCAAGAUGAGUUGCAUCAAUUACAGCCGAAGUUACUAGCGCAGUCGCAGUUGAGCGAUAAGCUAAUGAUCCGAAUCGAACAGGACACUGUCAAUGUAGAGGCGAAGAAAGAAAUUGUGGCGGCUGACGAAGCUUUAGCGAACGAAGCAGCUGCGGCGGCUCAAGCAAUUAAGGAUGACUGCGAAAGCGAUUUGGCAGAGGCCACCCCGGCAUUGGAAGCUGCUCUAGCGGCAUUAGACACUUUGAAGCCGGCAGACAUCACGAUUGUGAAGGCGAUGAAGGCUCCACCGGCUGGUGUCAGAUUGGUGAUGGAGGCGGUCUGUGUGCUGAAAGGUGUAAAACCAGACAAAGUUCAGGAUCCGGGCACAGGCCAGAUGGUAGAUGACUACUGGCCCGCGUCCAUCAAGCUGCUGGGCGAUAUGAAAUUUUUGGAGAAUUUGAAAAAUUUUGACAAGGAUAACAUACCACCGGCGUACAUGAAGCGUAUUCGCGAAAAGUUUAUAAAUGACCGGAGCUUUCAGCCAGAAGCCAUCAAGAAGGUCUCCACCGCAUGUGAGGGUCUCUGCAAAUGGGUACGCGCUAUGGAAGUGUACGAUCGCGUGAUCAAGGUCGUAGCACCGAAGAAAGCGAUGCUGGCAGAAGCGGAGGCGGCACUGGCCAUACAAAUGGAAAUGCUCAACGAAAAGAGGGCCUUGCUGCAGGAAGUGACGCAGAAAUUGCAGUCUUUGAACGACGAGUUCGCAGAAUGUAUGCGCGAGAAAAAGAAGUUGGAGGACCAAAUCGACUAUUGCAGACAGAAGUUGGAGAGAGCCGAAAAACUGCUGGGUGGUCUAAGCGGCGAGAAGAGCAGAUGGAGCGAGACUGCCGGUAAACUGGGCUCCAGUUUGGGAAAUGUAAUCGGAGACGUUCUACUAUCAUCCGGAAUGGUAGCUUAUCUGGGAGCAUUCACGGUGGAUUACAGAAACAAAUUGAUCGACCAGUGGCACGUUUCUUGCAUGCAAGCGGCUAUACCAUGUGCUGUGAAAUUUAAUCUGAUUGAUAUUUUGGGCGAACCCGUAGAAAUAAGAGGAUGGACUAUUCAAGGUUUACCAGCUGACAACUUUUCGGUAGAAAACGGUAUAAUUGUGAAGCACGCCGAUCGUUGGCCGCUCAUGAUCGAUCCGCAGAAUCAAGCAAAUAAGUGGAUAAAGAACAUGGAAAAGCCGAACAAACUGACAGUGAUUAAGCUCACGGAUCCCAAUUACGUGAGAGUAAUGGAGACGAGCAUUCAGCUGGGAACGCCAGUGUUGUUGGAGAACAUUCUGGAAGAGAUUGAUGCGAUUUUGGAGCCUGUGUUACUGAAGAACAUAUAUAAGCAGCGCGGAGUAUUAUAUAUGAAAUUCGGUGAAUCCGUAUUGGAGUACAAUCCGAACUUUCGAUUCUAUAUCACCACACGUCUGCGAAAUCCGCAUUACUUGCCUGAGAUUGCAGUGAAGGUGACUCUAUUAAACUUCAUGAUCACACCUCAAGGUCUACAGGAUCAGCUGUUAGGUAUAGUCGUGGCCAAGGAAUUACCGACGUUAGAGGAGCAGAAGAAUCAGUUGAUAGUGGAAGGCGCAAACAACAGGAGAAUUCUGAAGGAAAUUGAGGAUAAAAUUCUAGAAGUUCUCACAACAUCUGAGGGUAACAUACUCGAAGAUGAGACUGCUAUCAGGAUACUCUCGACUUCGAAGAUGUUGUCGGAGGACAUUCAGGCGAAACAGGAGAUUGCGGUGAAGACCUCAGUGGAGAUAGACAAAGCUCGCAAUGGUUAUCGGCCCGUCUCGAAGCAUGGUGCGAUUCUCUUCUUCUGUAUCUCCGAGUUGACCAACAUAGAUCCCAUGUACCAAUAUUCGCUACCGUGGUUCCUGCAUCUUUACGUUAUGGCAAUAACCCACAGUGAGCAGUCGGCAGACUUGGACACACGAAUGAAGAGUCUCAAUUCGUACUUCACAGCAAGCAUCUAUAGAAACGUGUGUCGUUCCCUGUUCGAAAAGGAUAAAUUGAUAUUCUCCCUGGUUCUCUGCGCUGGUCUGCUACGUGCCGCUCAUAAACUGGAGGAAGAGCUCUGGGUGUUUUUAUUGACGGGUGGAGUGGCUCUUGACAAUCCUUAUCCCAAUCCUGAUCCCUCGUGGCUGUCCGACAAAUCUUGGUCUGAAAUCGUGAGAGCUAGUCUAUUGCCGGGUCUUGAAAAAUUGAGGGAGUCCUUCCAGGUCAAUAUAUCACAGUGGCAAGCUUAUUAUGAUCUGUCGAAUCCGCAAGACCAUCCUUUUCCACCACCGUUUGAGCAUGAGGGCGAGACCCUGAGGAAGCUCGUGAUCCUGAGAUGCGUGAGGAAUGAUAAGUUAGUCGCUGUCGUUCAAUCUUUUGUCAUUCAUCAUAUGGGCACGUCUUUCGUGGAACCGCCACCGUUCGAUCUUCAGAGUUCAUACGACGACUCGAGCAACGUCACGCCCCUCAUCUUUGUACUUUCGCCCGGAUCGGACCCGAUGGCCGGGUUAAUCAAGUUCGCCGAAGAUCGUGGAAUCUCGAAGAAAAAUCUCAUGACGAUAUCGUUGGGCCAGGGCCAAGGGCCAAUUGCGACCAGCAUGAUCGACCGCGGUAUCAAAAGUGGUGAGUGGGUCAUUUUGCAGAAUUGUCACCUUGCCGUCUCGUGGAUGAAGGAGCUUGACCGGAUAUGCGACGAGAUCAUCGUGCCCGAGAACACGCAUCGCGACUUCCGUUUAUGGUUGACCAGUUAUCCAUCCAAGGGGUUUCCGGUCACUAUACUGCAGAAUGGCGUCAAGAUGACGAAUGAACCACCUAAGGGACUAAAGAACAACCUGUUAAGGAGCUAUAUGAACGAUCCUAUAUCGGAUCCCAAGUUCUUCCGUGAAUGUAUGAAGAUAGUGGAAUGGAGAAAAUUGUUGUUCUCUUUGUGUUUCUUCCAUGCAGUGGUGCAGGAAAGACGGAAUUUUGGUCCACUCGGUUGGAAUAUACCUUACGAGUUUAACGAGUCCGAUUUGCGUAUUUGUAUUUUGCAAUUACAGCUAUUCUUAAAUGACUAUGAGGAAGUGCCAUUCGAUGCGCUUGUUUAUCUGACAGGAGAAUGCAACUAUGGAGGCAGAGUGACUGAUGACAAAGAUAGACGCCUACUGAAUGCGCUGCUGAAGAAUUUUUACAAUCCUCAAGUUAUUAUAGAUACAAAGUACUUAUUUUCCCCGAGCGGAAUUUAUUAUAUGCCAGAGGACACCGAUUGUGAAGGAUGUCUGAAGUACAUUCGUAGCUUACCAAUCAACCAGAUGCCGGAAGUUUUUGGUUUGCAUGAGAAUGCAGACAUAGCAAAGGACAAUCGGGAAGCUAUGCAAUUGUUAGCUGGUGCGCUUUUAACCCAGCCACAAAUCAGUGGAACAGGUGUCGAGAAAGACACGGACGAAGUAGUUUUUACUCUGGCCGGUGAGAUUCUAUCAAAGAUGCGACCACAAUUUGAUAUUGAAUAUGUGUCGAGCAAAUAUCCAGUACUUUACAUGAACAGCAUGAACACGGUGUUACGUCAAGAACUCGUUAAAUUCAACGAACUCACCGAUGUUAUCAAGGAAACAUUGGACAACGUGCGGAAAGCUAUUAGAGGACUGGUACUGAUGUCACCGGAAUUGGAGGACGUUUAUCACAACCUGAGCAUCGGCAAAGUGCCGCGCGCUUGGGACAGAAAAUCGUACCCCUCGCUGAAACCACUCGGCAGCUACGUGAACGAUUUGCUGGCGAGAUUGCAGUUUCUGCAAGAUUGGAUCGACCGCGACGCACCAAAUGUGUUUUGGAUAUCUGGCUUUUUCUUUACGCAGUCUUUUCUGACGGCGGUGCUGCAGAAUUACGCUCGUAAGCACAAGAUACCGAUUGACCUGUUGGACUUCGAAUUCGAGAUCACUCAGUUCGAGUCAAGCGUUGACACCACACCUUCCUAUGGGGUUUAUAUAAGUGGUCUCUUUUUGGAGGGAGCUCGAUGGAACAGAAAAACAAAACUGUUGGACGAAUCUAAACCUAAGAUAAUGUUCGAUAUUCUACCCAUCAUAUGGUUAAAGCCUGGUGAAAAAGUUAAAUUCGACAUAAAAAACGUUUAUUAUUGUCCAGUGUACAAGACGAGUGCUAGACGUGGUGUAUUAGCUACCACUGGGCACUCUUCCAACUUUAUACUAUAUAUUUUGAUCCCGACGGAUCUAGACGAAUCCCAUUGGAUUAAGCGAGGUGUAGCUGCUCUUUGUCAACUUGAUGAUUAAUAAAAACAAUAAGGUGACGUUCGUUGAAAAGAAAUGGAAAGUGACCAGACCAGAAACGAGAGGAAUUUUAAAAGAUGCGGCAAAAUGUGUAUUGUAUCGUUAGUUCCGGAAUCCGCUUUUGGGACUGAAACUGGUUAUUCUAUAUUUAUAAAACUAUAAAAACAGAGGACUAUAUUUACGUCUCAGUCAAGGAUAACCACAGAAUACCAAUGCUGUAGGAACAGGUAUUGCUUUAUAUUCUUUUCACGUGCCGUUAUAAGAAUUAGGAAUGUCCGGAUUUAAUGCGCGAGAGCUGCAUAUUAAUUGCCAAUGUAAAACCGUUCUUUUAAUUUAUGCGAUCUUUAUCUUUCAAUAAAGAUAAGGAUAAAAUGUUUUCAGAAAGAAUUUAUGAGAUUGGAAAUGUAACUCGUGCAAUUUUAAAAAUAAGGCAAGAUUCAGAAACAUAAAAAAAGCAACAAGUUGAUUAAAUAUAAAUAAUAAAUUAAUUAAAUGCCUAAAUAAGGGUAUCUAAUGUGCAUUCUAAUUAAUAAUCACUUGGGUAACGCUCAAAAGAUUCGCGUUCCUAUUAUUCAUGAUUUCACCUAUCGCUACUAUCGUUAUUGGGAACGAAUCGGUCGCACGCAAUACGUUGUCAUAGUUUCAACUACACUUUCACAUAGGAUAGGAAAGUGUAGCAGCUUAUAUUACGUCGUAUUUGCAGAUUUCCCGCCAACUGUUUCAUAGUAAACAUCGUUGAAUCUCAUGUUCAUGCUUGAAAAUUAUCAGUAAUCAAUAAUUAUAUCGCUAUUGGUGAUGCAACAUUUAAUGCUGUUUAUGUAUAAUAUUAUCGUUAUAAACUAGUUCAAGAUCAAAUGACGUAAAAAAAAAGAUACAGCUAUCUUUUUCAAGUUUGUUAUAGUAUACAGAUACUUUUGUACAUAAUAUUUCUAUAUAAAAUGCAAUGUGCAAGAAAAAAGUAAAAAUAUUUAGAAGCAAAUGUCAUUUGUGACGCUUUCUUCGGUAUUUAUAAAAAAAUUUGAUUGUAAUUAAAUUCUUAUUAAUUUAUUUGCUAGAAAGAACUUUAGUCCAUUGUAUUUAAAAAUAAAGAUGUAUUUCCGUGAAAUAAAUUUAUAUUCCACAAAUAAAUUUUUAAAUAUCUUU
Messenger RNA from Solenopsis invicta (red fire ant), 13408 nucleotides. It is a transcript of the gene Dnah3, whose product is annotated as dynein heavy chain 3, axonemal. Bases 50 to 12268 code for a protein of 4072 amino acids. Gene Ontology annotation, cellular component: dynein complex. The transcript has 14 exons. Lineage: Eukaryota; Metazoa; Arthropoda; Insecta; Hymenoptera; Formicidae. Gene Ontology annotation, molecular function: minus-end-directed microtubule motor activity; dynein intermediate chain binding; dynein light intermediate chain binding. The record is from RefSeq and is a predicted model, not a curated record. Gene Ontology annotation, biological process: microtubule-based movement.